Messenger RNA from Manacus vitellinus (golden-collared manakin), 1693 nucleotides. RefSeq names its product apoptosis-inducing factor 3-like. The record is from RefSeq and is a predicted model, not a curated record. Lineage: Eukaryota; Metazoa; Chordata; Aves; Passeriformes; Pipridae. Bases 1 to 1608 code for a protein of 535 amino acids. Gene Ontology annotation, molecular function: 2 iron, 2 sulfur cluster binding; oxidoreductase activity, acting on NAD(P)H; flavin adenine dinucleotide binding. The transcript is spliced from 18 exons. Gene Ontology annotation, cellular component: cytoplasm.
AUGGACAGCGAUGACACCAACACCGUCACCGCCGAGGUCUGCAGGGAGGACGACGUUGGAGAUGGAGAGCUCCUGGAGGUGAUGGUGGCUGGUUACCCAGUGCUGCUGGUGAGGAACAGGAAGGAGUUCAGCGCCCUGGGCAGCAAAUGUCCCCACUAUGGUGCCCCGCUCAGCAAAGGGGUCUUGAGAGGGGAGAGGCUGCGCUGCCCCUGGCACGGCGCCUGCUUUAACAUCAGAACUGGGGACAUCGAGGAAUACCCUUCUCUGGACUGUAUCUCCUGCUUUAAGGUAACAGUGGAAGAUGGAAAGGUGUUUGUUACAGCAAAAAAGAAGGACCUUGAAAACAGCCUGAGGGUGAAGGACAGAAGCAGGCGGUGCCUUGUCAACCAGAACACGAUGCUGCUGCUGGGGGGAGGUGUGGCUGCCCUGGUGUGCGCAGAGACGCUUCGCCAGGAGGGUUUUACUGGCAGGAUCAUCAUGGCCACUAAAGAGAAGCAUGUUCCAUACGACAAGUCCAAACUGAGCAAGGAAAUGGACUUGAAAGCUGAGGACAUCUACCUGAGGAAACCUGAAUUCCUUGAUGCUCAGGGCAUAGAGUUCUGGACAGAGAAAGAGGCAGUGUCGGUGGAUUUCCAGAAGCAGCAGGUCCACUUCAUGGAUGGUUCCUCUCAGAAAUACCAUCAACUGCUCAUUGCAACAGGCAGCCACUCCAGCUACCUCAAAGUCCCAGGUGCAGACCUGCAGAACGUGUGCGUUCUCCAAACCCCAGAAGACUCCAGCAAGAUCUUGGAGCUGGCAGCUGGGAAGAAUCUGGUGAUCGUAGGAGCUUCAUUCGUAGGAAUGGAGGUGGCUGCCUUCCUCUCAGACAAGGCUGGUACCGUCUCAGUGGUGGAAAGAGAGGAGUUCCCUUUCCAGCACGCUCUGGGUCCUCAGGUUGGAGGCGUCGCCAUGAAGAUGCUGCAAAAUAAAGGGGUGAAGUUCCACAUGAAAUCAGAACUCUGUGAGCUGAAAGGAAAGUAUGGAAAGGUCACAGAGGCUGUUCUUGCCAACGGAGAGAAAUUACCUGCAGAUGUGGUAGUGGUGGGAAUAGGGUCGACCCCCAGCUCAGCAUUUCUGAAGGGCACCUCCAUUGCCAGAGAUGACAAAGGUGCCAUCCUGGUGGAUCUGCACAUGCAAACCAACAUCCCAAAUGUCUUCGCUGCGGGGGACGUGGUGUCCUUUCCAGUAGCGCUUCUCAAGGGGGACCGGUCCAGCAUCCAUCACCAACAAGUGGCUGAGGCCCACGGUCACGUUGCUGCCUUAAACAUGCUGAAGAAAGAGAAGGAGUUGCACACCGUUCCCUUCUUCUGGACCACGUUGCUUGGGAAAAGCAUCCGCUAUGCAGGCUGUGGAAAGGGAUACACGGACACUGUUGUGAAGGGCAGCCUGGAGCAACAGAAGUUCCUGAUCUUUUACCUCAAGGAUGGCCAUGUGACAGCAGCUGCCAGCCUGAACUGCGACCCCAUGGUGUCUCUCAUUGCAGAAGUUUUAUACUUGGGGAAACUAAUCUCCAAAGAAGAAGCAGAGGCCUGUGACAUCGGCAACAUAUCCUCGCUGGCACAAACCUGAGCUUGGUACCUGCCCCUGUGAGGGGCACAUACCCAAGGGUUAACAGCUCCACAUCCUCCUGUCCUGGAGAAAUAAAACCAUCAGC